This is a messenger RNA of Physella acuta, 1363 nucleotides long. Its product is annotated as splicing factor U2AF 26 kDa subunit. Gene Ontology annotation, molecular function: metal ion binding; RNA binding. The record is from RefSeq and is a predicted model, not a curated record. Gene Ontology annotation, cellular component: U2AF complex. NCBI's taxonomy places the organism in Eukaryota, Metazoa, Mollusca, Gastropoda, Physidae. Gene Ontology annotation, biological process: mRNA splicing, via spliceosome.
UAUUAGGAAGCGGUGGAAUCGGGUAAUUAGAGUUUACUUUUAAAUCAGAUAAACAAUAUGGCGGAGUAUCUAGCAUCGAUUUUUGGCACAGAAAAGGAUAAAGUAAAUUGUUCAUUUUACUUUAAAAUUGGAGCCUGUCGUCAUGGUGACCGAUGCUCUCGUUUACAUAACAGACCUACCUUCAGUCAGACAAUCCUACUUCAAAAUCUCUACUUAAAUCCACAAAAUGCUGCCCUAACUGCUGAUGGAUCUCAUAUUAUGUUGGAUGAUGUUCAAGCACAACAAGAGUAUGAUGAGUUUUUUGAGGAAAUUUUUGUUGAAUUGGAAGACAAGUAUGGAGAGAUAGAGGAAAUGAAUGUCUGUGACAAUUUGGGGGACCAUCUUGUUGGUAAUGUCUAUGUUCGUUUCCACAAAGAAGAGGAUGCAGAAAAGGCAGUAGGUGAGCUCAACAACCGCUGGUUCAACCAGAGACCAAUUCACUGUGAGCUUUCUCCAGUCACAGACUUUAGAGAGGCUUGCUGUAGGCAGUAUGAAAUGGGGGAAUGCACAAGAGGUGGGUUUUGUAACUUUAUGCAUCUGAAGCCUAUCUCAAGGGAACUCAGACGAGAGCUGUAUGGCCGUAGUGGCCGCAAGAAGGGCAGAAAAUCACGGUCCAGGUCACCACCUACAAGCAACAGUGGCCGCAGGGAACCUCGUGAGGCCAAGGGCAGCAGAGACAGAGAGGAGCGCAACCCUAAUCGUGAAAAUGGCAGGCCUGAGCGUGACAGAGGUGGUAGAGGAGGUGGCGAUCGAGGUGAUCGGAAUGAUAGGCGUGAUCGCAGACGGUCCAGAUCUAGAGAUCGCCAUGGUAGAUAUUAAUGCAGCGUACGAGAUCAAAGGGAUUAGAGAAAUACAAUAAAAAUGCUCAGUGAAUGCUGAAGUUUUCUAAAGAAAAAAAAAAUUAAAUUUCCUUCUAAAAAUUCAAUGUUAAUAUUAAGGAUAUUCAUUAUUACAUUUGGAAAUUUUACCAUGUAUUAUCACUAGUAUAUAUCUGAAUACCAUUUAAUAGUAGUAUGCUGAUCUGUAAGGACAAUGCUUGAAAACUUUGAAAUGUUUAUGUAAUGCUCGUUAUUCCUGCCACAUGGAUAUUUUUGAUGGAUAAAUGCUUUACUGUCCAUUAUUGUCAGUCCUGUUAUUCAAGGUAAAAAAAAAAAUUUUUUUAUUUUUCAUAAUCAUCUUUUGUAAAUCAAAAUUUCAUUGACUAGGGUCUUAUGUUUUUGUUAAGUACAAAAAAAUAUUUUUAAUGAACUUGAGCUAAACAUUGUUUUUUGUAUGUUUGUAUUUUAUCUUGUUCCUUUUUUGUUCAAUAAAGAUGAUAACAGAA